Monoraphidium neglectum is the source of this 330-nucleotide messenger RNA. RefSeq lists its product as hypothetical. The record is from RefSeq and is a predicted model, not a curated record. The transcript is spliced from 3 exons. NCBI's taxonomy places the organism in Eukaryota, Viridiplantae, Chlorophyta, Chlorophyceae, Sphaeropleales, Selenastraceae. The coding region runs from base 1 to 330 and encodes 109 amino acids.
AUGGGGGACACUCGCCCGACAGCCCCCAUCCUCGAUGGCGACCUCAAGGACCCCAAAAUCUUCUACCAUAACGCCGCUUACAAGACCAACCGCGUGGCCAUCAACCUGGAGAAGAUGAAGGUGCUGAAGGAGCGGCUUGGGGACUGCGUGCGGGAAGAGGGCGUCAACUACAUCGACAAAUGCGAGCAGCUGACGAGGCGCUACGAGGCGAUCGUGCGCGUCUGCCAGUGGCAGUCGGGCAAGAACCAGCGCGCGCGCAACGUGGGCGGCAUCCUGGACAGGGAGAAAGAUAUCAAGGCAGAGUUGCGGGCAGAGGGCGCGCUCGCAUAA